Suricata suricatta (meerkat) is the source of this 1434-nucleotide messenger RNA. RefSeq names its product RNA binding motif single stranded interacting protein 3 (gene RBMS3). The coding region runs from base 124 to 1434 and encodes 436 amino acids. The record is from RefSeq and is a predicted model, not a curated record. Gene Ontology annotation, molecular function: mRNA 3'-UTR binding; poly(U) RNA binding; poly(A) binding. NCBI's taxonomy places the organism in Eukaryota, Metazoa, Chordata, Mammalia, Carnivora, Herpestidae. The transcript is spliced from 14 exons. Gene Ontology annotation, cellular component: ribonucleoprotein complex; nucleus; cytosol.
GGGAUCUCCGAAGCCUCAUCAGUCAUCGAGACUGUCAGGAAUAGUGGUUUAAGAGGAAGCUCGGCCUGGGGCACUCUACCCUGUUAUCCAGUUCCCUGCCUCGGAGAUACAGAUUCCAGCUACAUGGGCAAACGCCUGGAUCAGCCACAAAUGUACCCCCAGUACACUUACUACUAUCCUCAGUAUCUCCAAACCAAGCCGUCCUAUGCGCCAGCUCCCCACCCCAUGGCUCCUCCCAGCCCCAGCACAAACAGCAGCAGCAACAACAGCAGCAGCAACAGCAGCGGGGAACAGUUGAGUAAAACCAACCUGUACAUUCGAGGCCUUCCGCCAGGCACCACUGACCAGGACCUGAUCAAGCUGUGCCAACCGUAUGGAAAAAUUGUAUCCACAAAGGCAAUUCUGGACAAAAACACAAAUCAGUGCAAAGGGUACGGUUUUGUGGAUUUUGACAGUCCCGCAGCUGCACAGAAAGCAGUAGCAUCUCUUAAGGCAAAUGGCGUGCAGGCACAGAUGGCCAAGCAACAAGAGCAAGACCCGACAAACCUAUACAUUUCAAAUCUCCCCAUUUCUAUGGAUGAGCAGGAACUUGAGAAUAUGCUGAAACCCUUCGGACAUGUCAUUUCUACAAGAAUACUAAGAGACGCUAAUGGAGUCAGCAGAGGUGUCGGCUUUGCCAGAAUGGAGUCUACUGAAAAAUGUGAAGUGGUAAUCCAACAUUUUAAUGGAAAAUAUCUGAAAACACCACCAGGCAUCCCAGCCCCUACUGAGCCUUUACUGUGCAAAUUUGCUGAUGGAGGACAAAAGAAGAGACAGAAUCAAAGCAAAUACACUCAGAAUGGAAGGCCUUGGCCCAGGGAAGGAGAGGCUGGCAUGGCUCUGACCUAUGACCCCACAGCUGCCAUACAGAAUGGAUUUUAUUCCUCACCGUACAGUAUUGCAACCAACCGCAUGAUUCCACAGACAUCUCUCACGCCAUUCAUUGCUGCUUCCCCUGUCUCCACAUACCAGGUCCAGAGUACUUCAUGGAUGCCUCAUCCGCCAUACGUUAUGCAACCAACAGGUGCUGUGAUUACGCCGACAAUGGACCAUCCUAUGUCAAUGCAGCCAGCAAACAUGAUGGGCCCCCUGACACAACAGAUGAAUCAUCUUUCAUUGGGCACAACAGGAACGAUUCAGUCCCAAGACAGGAUUAUGAUACUCCACCAGCUGUUGUGUCAGUAUAUGACUGCUGCGGCUCCUAUGCAAGGGACCUACAUUCCCCAGUACACGCCUGUGCCUCCGACAGCUGUUUCUAUUGAAGGUGUUGUUGCUGAUACCUCUCCCCAGACAGUGGCACCUUCAUCCCAGGACACCAGUGGUCAGCAGCAACAGAUAGCAGUGGACACAUCCAACGAACAUGCACCUGCAUAUUCUUACCAACAGUCUAAGUAA